AGAUUCUCGCAAUUCCACAACUACAAAGUCGGUACCUUUUUUUUCCCGUUUAUCUUCGUGGUGUUUUCCAUUUCGAAGCCCAGAGAAACGGGUCAAAUACACCCACAAACCAAAAGCAAAAAAAAAAAAAAAAGCGUGUGAGAGAGAAAGAGAAGGGGGAAGUGAAACACCAAAAAAAAGUAGAGGGAUCUGUAAUUUCUACACGAAUCUGAAGUUAGUUUUUGAGAAGAUUGUGUAUUCUACUGAAAAAGAUGUCUGCAUACAGAGCUGAGGAUGACUACGAUUACCUUUUCAAGGUAGUUCUGAUUGGGGAUUCCGGUGUUGGAAAAUCGAACUUGCUUUCGAGAUUCACUAGGAAUGAGUUUAGCCUCGAGUCCAAAUCAACAAUUGGUGUUGAAUUCGCUACGAGAAGCUUGAAUGUCGAUAGCAAGGUCAUCAAGGCUCAGAUUUGGGACACUGCUGGUCAAGAAAGGUAUCGUGCAAUUACUAGCGCCUACUAUCGAGGAGCAGUUGGAGCACUUCUUGUGUUCGAUGUCACAAGGCACGCCACAUUUGAAAACGUUGAGCGGUGGUUAAAGGAACUGAGGGAUCACACUGAUCCAAAUAUCGUGGUCAUGCUUAUCGGCAAUAAAUCAGACCUUCGACACUUGGUGGCCGUGUCAACCGACGAUGGAAAAUCUUUUGCCGAAAGAGAAUCCCUUUACUUCAUGGAAACGUCCGCUCUAGAUGCUACGAACGUGGAGAGCGCUUUUGCCGAAGUCCUGACUCAAAUCUACCGGAUCGUUAGCAAAAAAGCCAUGGAUGCUGCUGAAGAUUUGAAUGUUCCGUCGAAAGGUGAGAAAAUCGAUGUGGGUAAAGAGGUUUCUGCUAUGAAAUCAGUUGGAUGCUGUUCAUCUUGAAGUAAGAUUAAGGUGUUUGAAUUAGACUCAGAGAUGAUUGAUGUGGGUUUACAUCUGUUUUUAAGAUGUAUCUGUGUCAUUGUGCAACUUUUAGCCUAUAUUUGAUGGGCAGGGGUACAAAAUCUAUUGUGUUAUUUUUGGAUUCAAUUAAGACUAAACAACUUGCUUACCCACUAUUGUUUAUGCUAUAUAUAGUUGUAGUUUGGGGGCU
Molecule: messenger RNA, 1110 nt
Organism: Cynara cardunculus var. scolymus (artichoke)
Lineage: Eukaryota; Viridiplantae; Streptophyta; Magnoliopsida; Asterales; Asteraceae
Product: ras-related protein RABA1c
Exons: 2
Coding region: 252-899 (215 amino acids)
Cellular component (GO): endosome
Molecular function (GO): GTPase activity; GTP binding
Source: RefSeq, a predicted model, not a curated record